Oreochromis niloticus (Nile tilapia) is the source of this 932-nucleotide messenger RNA. RefSeq lists its product as uncharacterized. The transcript is spliced from 3 exons. The coding region runs from base 83 to 886 and encodes 267 amino acids. NCBI's taxonomy places the organism in Eukaryota, Metazoa, Chordata, Actinopteri, Cichliformes, Cichlidae. The record is from RefSeq and is a predicted model, not a curated record.
AUGAAUUAAUGAUUAUUGACUAAUUAAACCUUUGUUAUUUUUCCACCAGAAAUGGACGAUAUAAUUAGAAGAAGUGUCCUGAAUGACGAAAAAAAAAAGAACUGGAAAAGAUACACAACUUUGUGUGCAUGUGUCACAAUGCCAGGAGGACCCAUUUAGUGUUGUGUUAGAAAAAUUGAACUCAUUAACCCUUCAUGGACAUUAUAAAUGUUUAAAUGUGGCCUCAGGUAAAGACAGGAAGAGAGACUAUUACAAAUUCAACUGCAUCAGAGCUGGAAAAAAAAGUCGGAACAGCUACAGAGCAGUGGGCUGUAAGGCCUAUGUUUCAUUUAAAGUACUCAAAUGUUGGAAAGACCACACAGUCACCGUGCAGCGUACAUAUGAUAAGUAUGAUGGGCAUGAUUCUUCGGACCCAAAAGACGCACAUUUCAACAAUAUUUCCAGUGAUUUGAGGAGGAAGAUUGAGGAACUGCUUUCCCUUGGAACUAAGCCAGCCAUCAUACUAACCGAAUGUCAUAAAUGGGCCAAAGAACAUGGACACAGAGAUCUUCACAACAGAGAGCAUUUUGUCACACCACGUGACAUUGACAGUGUUAGAACCUGCAUGAUGAGGAAGAAGCACUUUAACUGUGGAGACAGUCAAAGUGUACAUACCUUACUUAAUGGAAAACAUCAAGAACAUGUUCUCUUCUAUCAACCAUACACAUCUGACCAAGAACUAAUGAUUGUUUUGCAGACACCUGUAAUGAAAUCAAACAUGGAGAACUCUGCAAAACAAACAUUUAUGGUUGACAAAGACUUUGCGGAAAUAAAUGCUUUGCAGAAGGUUUUUCCAGAGUCAGCUAUCCUUCUAUACUGGUACCAUGUCUUGCAGGCUGUUAAUUGAUGGCUUUCAAAAUCAGAGUCCGGGGUCCAUGGGCUUUCUAACACCC